Molecule: messenger RNA, 2883 nt
Organism: Caenorhabditis briggsae
Lineage: Eukaryota; Metazoa; Nematoda; Chromadorea; Rhabditida; Rhabditidae
Exons: 16
Coding region: 1-2883 (960 amino acids)
Molecular function (GO): protein binding
Source: RefSeq, a predicted model, not a curated record
AUGCUGCACCACUCAAACGAAAACAACACACCUAAUGCAGCAGAAGGCAGUCCGCCGGCGAUAUUCUCAAAAUCCCACGACAGCCGGCCAGCUGAUAUCUCUGCUGAAGAUGUGUGGUAUCAUGGAGAAUUAAACGAACACGACGCCAAUCGCUUGCUACAGGGCACCACUCCCGGCGCAUUUCUAGUCCGCCAAACCGGUCCGACACGCUUCUAUUUAUCGAUUCUCGACAAUGACGGGUACCCGAAACAUAUACCAAUUCGCCAACUCACCACACCACACUAUUUUUUCGAAGGAAAACGAUAUGAGAAAUUGAGAGAGAUUGUCGAGGCAUUCAAAUCGGCACUUUUUCCGAUUCGAAAAGGAGGAAUUAUGCCGUUGAAUGGGGAAAUCGUCGAAAUCAAAUAUUUGUGCAUUCGAAGCUUCGAAAAACGCAAUUCAGACGAGAUGACAGCGGAACUUGGGGAUAUCUUAACACUCUGUGAGACGGAUGAAAUCGGUUGGAUGAUGGGACGAAAUGAGGCAAACGGAUCGGUUGGAAUUGUUCUAAAAUCACAUUUAAAACCUUUGAUCUCCACAGUCGACUCGCUAUCCGAUCUACCGUAUUUCUAUGAUACAGUAACCCAAGAAAUGCUGCAAUUCAAUCCAAUUGGCACUUUCCUCCUAAGACGGUCGUCAAAAGGCACUGACACUUACGCUCUACUGGUCAAAACUCAAUUCGAUUUGAUUGAGAAAUUUCUGAUCGUCGGAUCACCGCCACGUGGAUUUAGUCUGGCUGGACGACCGUUUCCCACCAUUGGACACGUUGUUGCGAGAUACAGUGAACGAGCGAUUUCGGGAGGUGUCCGGUUGACACGUGCCGUUUGUGAUGGUGCUGAGGAGCAGCAACAAAUACGGAAGGCGUCUGGUCGAUCGGCAACAACUGAAAUCCGAUGGCCACCGUCAUCGGAGAAGACCUCGAUUGCGUCAAUGAGCAGUAGUCAGUACGAUGAUGUGUUAAAGGAGCGUAAAGAGAAAACUCGUCGAAUGUUCCGCGGCGCUUCCAUCGACACCGCUCUCGUCGCCACGUCAUCAGCAGCCACAACGUCUUCUACAUUCCUGACGCCUUCAGGAGCGAAUUCCAUGUCGACAGCGAUGCCGUCGCCAGCGAACACGAUUUCGACAGGAGUCCCGGAGCACAUGUUUGAUCAUCGCUUCAACUACGAGGACAUCAACGAGCUAUCGGAGACGAGUAGCACGAGUGCGACGACCGUCGCGUCGACUGUGGCACUGAGAAAAUCUCGAGAGGAUAAACAAUGGAAAGACUGCUGGCUGACACUGUCCGACAAUCCUUGCGGAUCAUCACAACUCUCGGUUUUCGAUUCACAGAAUUCAAAACUGCGUCAACAGCUGAAUCUAUCCACGUGUACAAUGUUUUGGCUCGACGAAUCCGUAUUCUCCGCCGACGGAUGUCUCUUCCUGGCGCCGCCAUUUCCAUCGAAUCAACCGACACUUUAUGUCUGUUUCCGCCCGUUUUCCACAUUUUUAAAAUGGGUUCGAAUGUUGCGAAGUCGUACAAUCUAUCAAGACGUGCCGCCGCCAAUGCUCCAAGGAACGAUAUCAGUGGGCGAACCCAACUCACAAGUCUCAUUCUUAUCAGUGGAAAUUGAUAAAUACCGGCUGGACUCGCUGAAAACUGAGCAAUUCUACUCGGCGUGCGUCUCGGUGAACGGCGUCAAAGUGGGCGUGUCGAAUUCGUUUGCACCGGCCGGAAAUAAGGGACCGAACGAGUUGGCGACAGUUGUCAUUGACUCGAAAUUUGUGAUUCCGUGCAUUCCGACGUGCUCGACAAACAUUCAACUCUCAAUGCUCUCCCACUCGUCUCAAACGAAAAAAGGCCGCCCGUGUGGAACUACAGUAACCGUCAGCCUAAACGAAAACAAUGAAAGUGUCAUUCAACAAUCCGUCGACACGGCUGGCUUCGUGUUUCGAGCACACCGGAUACGGUGCCCCGUGCUGCCGCUGGAACGCUAUCGGCCAAUGUUAGAGAUGUUGAGAGAAUCCCCAUCGCAACUGUUGUCAUGGCCAUCGCAGGUGCUUCCACUCCACUUGAAGCAAUUUAUGUAUUCGUGCAUUUCACAUUUAUACGCGCUCAGUCCGCAAAUGAUGAGCCCGGUGAUCAGAAAAGUGAUCCACGACGUUCUGACGACGUCAACACCAGAAGACGUGUUCCGGAAGGACUCCCUAGCAACUGGCAUCAUCACCCAAUGCCUCCGACACCUCUUCAAAACGCCAUUCGACGAAUUUCUUCUCGAAAAUUCGCAAUUCUCUCAAUCCCUAAAAUCCCCAGACGCCGCCGUCGAACUUCUCGUCCAAUUCGUCGAUCAACGUCUUCUAACGAUCCCUCUGGCGUCACGUCUUCUAGUUUUGGCUGCCGAGUGCGCUAGAGCGCGUUUCGACGGUGGAGAGGAGAGUCAUUUGGUGAAGCGAACGUUGAGUGCGCUGCUGAUUCUCCGCGUUCUGAAUCCCAUUGUUUUCUCGACGCUCAACAAUGGAAUCGGUAGUCAAAUUGCGAAAAAUGUGCAAAUUUCGGCGAAUUCGGCGGCGUCGCAGGCGACGAACGAGAGUCUGACGCCGGCGGCGAUGACGAUUCGACGGAUGUUUGAAAGGAUGAUUUUGUUGGUUGAUCAGCAACCCUCCAACACUGAAAAUCAAUAUCAAUCGAUAAUCAACUCGUCAUCAUCAGAGGAAAUUCACACGGAAUGGGUCUCGUGUCUCGCCUACAUCAUUGCUCAUUCUCUAACAAUUCGCCCGUCUGGAAAUGCCACCACGUCAUCAACAUCUUCAGAAGACGUGAAUCUUCCAAUUUCGAUUCUGGAGCUUGUACGCCUUCAUCAGAUGUAG